UGUUCCGCAAUUUCACGUCAUUUUUGAACUUCGACUGCGUUAGACUGGUGUCAAACCGUAUUCUGUGGAACUGAGACAGUGUGUGGUGUGUAGUGUGCUCGCUCGUGAAUCGUUUUCUGGAAGUUUACUACACAGUGCAAGUAGCGUAUCGUUAUUAUCUUUGUUAAAAUCUAGACUUGGAAUUGUUAAAUUAAGAUUAAAAAAUGGUUAAGGAAACAACAUUUUAUGACAUCCUUGGAGUGAAACCAAGUUGUACGACAGAUGAGCUUAAGAAGGCAUAUAGAAAAUUAGCACUCAAAUACCACCCGGACAAGAAUCCCAAUGAAGGGGAGAGGUUCAAGCAGAUCUCCCAGGCUUAUGAGGUGCUCUCCAAUCCAGACAAGAGGAGAAUUUAUGACCAAGGUGGCGAGCAAGCCCUCAAAGAAGGCGGUGGUGGCGGCGGCGGCUUCUCUUCGCCCAUGGACCUGUUCGACAUGUUCUUCGGCGGGGGCUUCAGUGGCGGCCGCCGGCGCGGGCGGGAGCGGAAGGGCAAGGACGUCAUCCACCAGCUGUCCGUCACGCUGGAGGAGCUGUACCGGGGUGCUGUUAGGAAGCUGGCGCUGCAGAAGAAUGUCAUCUGCGAGAAGUGUGAGGGCCGUGGUGGAAAGAAGGGUGCGGUCCAAACAUGCCCCACAUGCCGCGGCUCCGGCAUGCAGGUCCAGAUCCAGCAGCUGGCUCCGGGCAUGAUCCAGCAGAUCCAGACAGUGUGCAGCGAGUGUCGCGGACAGCGGGAGAUCAUUGACCCUAAGGACCGCUGCAAGCUGUGCCAGGGCCGCAAGACCGUGCGCGACCGCAAGAUCCUGGAGGUGCACGUGGACAAGGGCAUGACGGACGGACAGAAGAUUGUGUUCAGCGGGGAGGGCGACCAGGAGCCAGAGCUGGAGCCCGGCGACCUUAUUAUCGUUUUAGAUGAAAAGGAACAUGAGGUGUUCAAACGCUCUGGCAACGAUCUCAUCCUCCGCCUCAACAUCGAGCUGGUGGAAGCGCUGUGCGGCUUCCAGAAGGUUAUCCGAACCCUGGACGACAGAGACAUUGUGAUAACGGUCAUGCCCGGGGAGGUCACCAAGCAUGGUGAGGUCAAGUGUGUGCUGAAUGAAGGCAUGCCAAUGUACAAAAACCCGUUCGACAAGGGCCAGCUCAUCAUCCAGUUCCUAGUAAACUUCCCGAGCAACAUUCCCCCCGAAGUCAUUCCCGCGCUCGAGAACUGCCUGCCGCCCAGACCAGUGGUGGACAUCCCCGAGCUGGCCGAGGAGUGCCACCUCGUGGAGCUGGACCCCGAGCAGGAGUCGCGGCGCCGGCGCGCGCACGCCGGCCCCGCCUACGACGAGGACGACGACCAUCCCGGCAUGAACCGAGUGCAGUGCGCCACCAGCUAGGCUACCCGAUACCCGCUACCCGACUACUACCACUACCACUACCACUACCCUGCUCCUGCUCCACGCAGCAGGUGGAAGUGGAACCGACUUCACUACUUAUUUAACAAACGAGACGAUGUCGUCAGGGAUCCUCCAUUAAUGACAUCACACCAAAUUACAAUUUUUCGACCGACUUAAAAAUUAACUAGACGAUUAGCCUCGUGUUAACAUUGUUACCUUAACAUACAUAUUGUUACCGUAACAACAUAACUACUUUUUGUGUAACCCGUGCGAAGCCAGGCCGGGUCGCUAGUUAGUCAUAUAACGAGUAAAACCGUACGAUUGUUUUGUAUUAAUAUGACACAUGACAUUAACUCGAUUAAAUAUUUUAUACCUUAGUAAAGAAGACUUUCCUUCAAGACUGACUCUCGUUUAUUGAAUAAUGUCUGAGGGGUUUCAAACCUGCUUUUUCUGUACGAUGAUUAUGCGUCGAGCGCUAUAGUUACUUUACAAUGGACCUGUGGCAACACUUAAUGCGUGAUAACGACAACAUAGUGUAUGCCACUUUUCAAUACCUUUUGACUGAAUGUGGCGUGCUUUAUUUUCGUUUACCACAUUAUAACGCCACCAUGAUACGCCUUGCUCUAUAUAAGUUGUAAUAGAGUGCUAAUUACAAAAAUAAAUGUUUACACACAAUUUAUACCGCCCAUGUAUUUUGCAUAAUAACAAUUAAAGUCUGACUAACCUAACACUGCAUGGCAUUUGCAAUGACAAAGUGAGGCAAUGUGAUGACUUGUUAAUGAUGAUUAAUGGCAAAUUUUUAUAAACGCUCCCAUACUUUGUUAUAUUCAAGCCGGUGCAAAGUUAGCUUAGGGUUAGUUAGACUUUUAACCCGUGGAGUGCCCCAGUUUCACAGUAGUAUGGAACUCCUAUACUAACUACUGUCACACGUGCGAGUGUGACAGAAGGGCGCUCCGGACGCAGGCGCAGGCACGGCGCAGGAUGGGUUAAACAAUCUCUGUAAUAACGCAAUUUAGUAAAUAUAAUGUUUUUAAAGCCCUAUUUUUAAUGUGUUAGCCCUCUUUUAUAACUACCAUACUCUGAAGGACUAUAAAAAUAUAAUCAAAUGUUUUACCAUCAAAUUAGUUUUUGUGAACAAUAGAAGAAUAUGACUAGGAUGACUAAUAAUUUCCGAGGUACUGUUGUACCAACCACGCCAAUGGACCUUAUCCUAUAAUAUGACUUUUAUGAUUAUACUUAAUGAUAGGUAUCGCAUGUAACGUUACUUCAGCCUCAUCGAUGCUAUUGUAGUUUGCGCAUUUUUAUAUAUUUUUUUGUAUUUAAUAUGAGAAUGGCGAUUUUAUAGUUUAUUCCAUGUAUUACAUCGAUGAUAUAUAUAUAGCUCUUGAAUGCUAGAUGAGAUGAAUUACUUAUUUAUAUUAUUUAGUAAUAAAAGCAUAAUUAAGGCGGGAUGUUAGGUCCAUUAGCUUUAUGGUGAUUGUAUUAGGUUAGUUUAUUGUAACUAUGAAGUAAUCAUCACUGUGAUUUUUAUUUCUCUUCUCUUUUUAGAUAAUUGUUCAUACAAUUUUUAUUUUAAGCUUCUAGCUGACUUGGUAAAACAUAAAUAUUUAAUUUAUGUUUAGCACGAAAACGUAACAUUGUCAACACUUUUAUAACGUCAAAUUAAAUUAUUUGUUUGACUUAGUCAUAAAAACCUGUAUUGGAUGUUUAAUCUCAACAAAAUAGCCAAUUGAUGAUACACUCCUGUAAUACAAAUAUAAGAAAGUUUUGUCUCAAAAAUGUUUUUU
Cydia strobilella is the source of this 3202-nucleotide messenger RNA. RefSeq names its product dnaJ homolog subfamily A member 1 (gene Droj2). Lineage: Eukaryota; Metazoa; Arthropoda; Insecta; Lepidoptera; Tortricidae. The record is from RefSeq and is a predicted model, not a curated record. Gene Ontology annotation, biological process: response to heat; protein refolding. Gene Ontology annotation, cellular component: cytoplasm; cytosol. The transcript has 8 exons. The coding region runs from base 204 to 1415 and encodes 403 amino acids. Gene Ontology annotation, molecular function: ATP binding; Hsp70 protein binding.